This is a messenger RNA of Polistes canadensis, 1681 nucleotides long. RefSeq names its product ADP/ATP translocase 1-like. Gene Ontology annotation, biological process: mitochondrial ATP transmembrane transport; mitochondrial ADP transmembrane transport. The record is from RefSeq and is a predicted model, not a curated record. Gene Ontology annotation, cellular component: mitochondrial inner membrane. The transcript has 4 exons. NCBI's taxonomy places the organism in Eukaryota, Metazoa, Arthropoda, Insecta, Hymenoptera, Vespidae. Gene Ontology annotation, molecular function: ATP:ADP antiporter activity.
GAUUAUUAAUAUACAUAAAUAAAUCAUAUGACCACUUCAUAAAAGAAGAAUUAAUUAUAGUUUAUAUUGUACGAUCAACAAUUUUAAUCUUUAGAUUUGUAUAAUCGUUGUAAUUUAUUAAAUAAAUUUUAUGUAAACAAAAUAAUAUUUAAAAGAAUUUACUUAUUGUCUAACCCUUUUUUAUUUAUCAUACAUUAUAUUGAUCUCAUUAAACAAAAGACUGUGGAGAGCCUCAUAUCAAAACAUUGCAAUUUUAGAGAAAUUAUUUAACUCUAUCAAAUAUAUUACACGUUAAACGAAGCAAUGACUAUUUAAGAAAUUUCAUAAAAUUUUAAGUACGUUCAAAUUAAACUAUCUCGCACUAUAACUCGCAUAAGAUAACUUUAUGUAAAUAUCUUUGGUAUUAUAUUAAUAAAAAAGGGUUAUUAUUUUUAUAGAAUAUACCAUAUGGAAGCACAUAAAUCAUUUUUGUUAGAUUUUUUGGCAGGUGGUAUAUCUGCAGCAAUUUCGAAAACCUCAGUAGCACCUAUAGAACGCGUAAAAUUAUUACUUCAGGUGCAACAUACAUCCAAACAAAUAUCACCUGAGCAACGAUAUAAAGGUAUUUAAAUUUUUAUUUUAUUUCAAUGAUAAAUAAUUACAAAGAAUUUAAUCAUUAUUUUAGGUAUGCUCGAUGUAUUCAUACGUGUACCAAAAGAAACUGGUUUUCUUAGUUUAUGGAGAGGUAAUCUAGCUAACGUUAUACGCUAUUUUCCUACACAAGCUUUAAAUUUUGCUUUUAAAGACAAAUUUAAAACUAUAUUUUUGGGAGGCGUACCAAAGGAAGCAUUCUGGAGAAAUUUCAUUGGAAAUUUAGCUUCCGGUGGUGCUGCCGGUGCAACAUCAUUAUUAUUUGUAUAUCCUCUUGAUUUUGCUCGCACCAGAUUAGCUGCAGAUGUUGGAAAAGGUGCUCAAAGAGAAUUUAGUGGAAUGGGAGAUUGUUUAGUAAAAGUUUUUAAAACAGACGGUUUGUUUGGUUUAUAUCGAGGAUUCAAUGUGAGUGUCCAGGGAAUUAUUAUAUAUCGUGCAGCAUACUUUGGACUUUAUGAUACAGCUCAAGGCUUUUUUUCUGAUCCAAAAGCUACUCCAUUAUAUGUUAACUUUCUUAUUGCACAAGCUGUAACAUCGCUGUCAGGACUUUUAUCCUAUCCUUUAGAUACAGUCAGAAGAAGAAUGAUGAUGCAAUCAGGACGUAGUAAAGAAGAAGUGAUGUAUAAAAAUACUUUAGAUUGUUGGAUUAAAAUAUUACGCAAUGAAGGACCAUCAGCUUUCUACAAGGGAGCAUUUUCCAAUAUCCUUCGAGGGACAGGUGCUGCUCUCGUUUUAACGAUAUAUGCUCCUAUUAAAACUCGUAUUGCUAACAUAAUAUUUAAAGAUGAUACUUCAACAUAGCAAUUUAUUUUUUGUAUAUUUAUAAAUUCAAUAAAAAUAUUCUUUCUUCUGUUCUUUUUACAUAAAAUAUAUUUUGUAAUCUAAACCGUUUAAAUAAUUAAUUAAUUAAUACAGAUCUUGUUUUCUUAACGCAUUUGUAGAUAAUUUUCUAUGCUGAUAUUUAUUUUCCUACCAUGCAAAUGUUUUAUAUUAAAAAUAAAAUUUAAAUUAAAUUUCUAUCUAGCGUGUUGUAUUUUCAUAACGAUUUGAA